CCUGUGUCCGGUGAGAACUGCGAGAAGGCAAAGGGGUCGCAUUCGCUCCAGCGUGGAGUGUUGUAUAGUAACUACAGAAAAGGCUCAACCUGAAAACUCGCAUUGGUAUCCAGAUCAUUUAAUUACUGUUGAUUGAUAAAGUUUAUAUUCUGCGGUUGAGAGAUUGUAAGUUUUAAUACAUCUCGGUCCCUGAUCCAACAUGGCUUCUUCAGACCUUAGUCACGGAAAUACGAUUGUUAUCGAAGAGGACGGCAAAUUUCAACAGCAGAUCGAUCUUGCAGGAAACAGACUUGUUGUGGUGGACUUCACUGCUUCUUGGUAAGAUACAAGUGCUUUCUUUUUUGGAUCAUGAGCUAAAGAACCAAUAAACAUUGAGUAGCAGACGGAAACCGCAGGAAACCUUUCUAUAUAAACACAACUGUAUGUUCCUAACUGAUGCCGUUUGAGCGGUCACGCAUUAGGAUUUCAUUCACAAAUUCGAACGCUUACUUAUAAAAAUCACGUUCAUGAUCUCUGGUGAAUUUCGCGUAAAAUGUCCUUGAUAACGAAAAUCUUUUUGAUAAUGCAAGUCUAAAGUUGCUAAAAAUAUUACCUUUUUAAACACUUAGUACAAAAAUUAUUUAAACUUAUACUGUAAAUUCUACUUUUAGAGACAAUUAAUUUGUUACACAAGGCUGUUGCGUAACAUUUGUACUAAGUUCAGUUCAUGCUUGUUGAUAAGUUGCCUUUUACCAUAAACAUAGAGUUAGAACAAGAAAUAACACUAAGAAUGAAAGCACCAAAGUUGUUGUUAAUGUACAUGUAUCCUCUCCAUGGAAAUUAUUAAGCCAAGUACAUACCAAUUACAAACAAAAACCUUUUUAUUUUAUGUGAUGUCAUUCUUGCUUCUGCAAUGUUUCUUCUGUGGUAUAUUUAUUUUUUCAGUUUUAGUAUUUCUUCUCCUAUACUAAAAAUUAUUAUAUAUAAAAAUGCCUAGCAGCUGUUAUUUUAGCUUAUAGUAAGAUAAAUUUAGACAAGGUAGCUGUGUGCUAAGAAGAAUUGAAAGGCAGCCCAGUGUUCUGAACUUAUGAAAUCCAAGAUGCCCAGCAUAUGAUUUGUACGAAAAAAGUAAGAUUUUCUAGUCGCCCAGGGGCAAAAGUUAGGCACCACAGGCCGCCAGGAACUGAUAGAACACAGCCUUAGAUAAUAUAAAGUAGUUACAUGACAUUUUUUCACAAGUUUAACCAUGUUGAUCUAUUCCUUUUAUCUGCUCUUUGUUUUAAAUUAAGAAUCUUUCUUUGAAAUUUUGUACACUUAGAAUUCAAAUUAUAACAAACUUUUGCAUCCAAAAAUUUACGCUUUGGAUUGUUUUGAUCAACAUCAAUAUCCAGCAAACAUAAAAGUGUUGCCUUUUUCUUCUUUCAAGUUAUUGUUUCUGUGUUGUUUUGAAGUCAUAUCGUUUACGAGUAGUUUUGUUGCUAUUUAUUGUGUGUUUGCCUAGUCAUGACUGCUUAGUCAUACUUUUGCUUGUGAUUUGAGUGCUUGUAAAAAGGUCAUUUCCUUUUUAAACAACCUUUAGUUGACUUGAUAACUUAAUUUAAAAGAUCUACCCUCAAGACAGGAAAUGCUGUAAUGUUUCUAUUUUACACUUGACAUCCAUUUUGUGUCAUUUCCUUUCAAUAUAUGGGAUUGAAAGAAUAUAUCAUAGUUAUAUGUUUUAAAAAAACAUACGGCACUCUUCAAAUACUGGUAAAUUAAAAUGUUCUGGCUUCUGGAGAAGAUUUUAAAAGCAGUAAAUUUCAAAUUAACAUGUUCUUCCUUUUUCAACCAAAUUAUGGAGAAUUGAUUUGUCAUUGCAACGUUUAAAUUUGUCCACAGAUUCUUGUGAUGUUACCAUUCAAAUGAAACCUUUCUGGUCGAACGGUUUUCUUUAUACUCUAUAUUUCUAGGGAUUUUAUGAAGAGAAUUUGACUGUUUUUAUGAAGUUUUCUUUGUCCAUUGAAUAACACGGGUACAACCACAUCUUCAGCAACAGAACACUCACUUAUUGUGUUACAAUACAAUUAUUCUUACAGGGAGCUGUAGUUCUAUUCUUGGUGGGUAAUGUUUUAAACCUGACAAUAUUUUCAAAACCAUAAGUGGACCUUCAUCAUCAUGAAAUUGUGUUUGACUGGGCUGUUAAGUAGUCUGCACAAAAUAGGUAUUAUAAUAAUACUUCAGAUCCUAAGGGUUGUAAGGAUGCUUGUGAAACUCAUCACUCACAAAUCAACCUGUCUUAAAUAGAUUUUUUAGAUUAGUUUUCACUUCAGUGAGCAUAAUUUCCCAUGAGGGGGUAGUUUCUAAAUAAAUCUGACUAGGUGUUGUGUCAGAAAGAUACCUGAUGAAACCAUAAAUUCAAACUGUUAUGACAAGCGGACAUUUUUUUAUUCAGACAUUAUAUUUUCCUCAAGUUUUGUAGUGCUAAACAAUAACAAGUUUGUGUGAGUUUGAAUAAAAAACCACGUCUGAUCAGGCCCAAAUAUCUUUAUUUUCACAAGGACUUAUAGUUUAAUGAUAAGUUUUGUACAAAUGUAUAUGACACUUGUGGUUCACCCUUCUGCUUUUUCCUUGUUGCAAAUUUUAGUUUCUUUUGUUCUAUUUUCUUGUAUACUGAUGUUACAAAUUUAUGUGAAAAGAAGAAGGAAAGAAUAAGUCGUCAUUCAAAUUUGAUAAGUUACAUGUACAAGAAGUAAAUUUAUUUGAAUUUUCAGUUUAGUUUUUAGAAACGGGUCAUAAGUUAAGAUGUUACAAGGUAAUUGACUGGUGGGAUUCCACUUCUACUCCCAAGCCAGCUCUAAACUAAGAUGAAAAAAAAAGUUUUUUCUUUCCUUCAAAAACUACAACCUUGGACAAAACAUCUUGGGAAACUUGAGACUAUUAGGGGCAAAGAUGGCUCUUUGCUCAAGUAACUCAUAAUCAACUUCUUCUAAAAACGUGGGAAAGUUUUCCCUGCUAGUUGUUGUAAGAACCUAUUUCUGCUCUCCUGCUCUCUCCCCCAAGCAAUGUUGAUUUUUGAUUGUGUUGAAAAAGAGUGAAUGCAUGAUACAACACUGCACCAGGGGAGGGGGUGGUGGGGAGGGAGAGAAAAUGCAUCCUUUUGUCUAGCUAUUACAGUGUUCCAAGAGUUUUGACUAUGGAUUUAGCUAUCCGCAGGACACCCAGUUGUGCACUUGGCUAAUCCCUUGGUACAUAUACCCCUCAGCAAGGCCUUGACAGAGUUUAGUUUGACCUUGCUUAUUGAAUUAGGUCCCGAGUUGUGAUGAUCUGUUAUUGUGGCUUUAGGUGUGGUCCUUGCCGCAUGAUGACCCCUGUUUUUGCACGUCUGAGUGUGAAGUAUUCUGCUGCUGUUUUUCUGAAAGUAGAUGUUGAUCAGUGUCAGGUGAGAUUAUUGCAUAGCAGGGUACUCAGAAUAAUUUAGUCUUUUUUACUGUGAAGUGUGCAAAAUCGUGAACACCAGAAGUAUCUCUGGAAUGUUACUGUAUUGCAAUGAGAAGGCCAAUCAGGUGAGAAGAAAAAUAAACCACAAGCAGCAAUGGUAAUUACAGUUCCGAUUUUUGUAGUUUUGUGGCUUGCUCGACGCUAUGUCGAUUGUGAUCUUUGUUGUUAUUAGUCACAACACAGUAAACAUUCUUGAGAUAUUGUAGGUAAAAAAAUUUGAAUUAUAAAAUGUAAUUUGUUUACCCACGGAUCACUAAGGAGUUCAUAAGAAAUCGUUGAAACGUGUCCGUGCGUUCCAGAUCGAAUUGGAAUUUGAAAGUGUUGGUUUUUGAGGAGAGGGGAAACCUGGAGUACCCGGAGAAAAACCUCUCAGAGCAAGGGAGAGAACCAACAACAAACUCAACCCACAUAUGGCGUCAAAGCCAGGAUUUGAACCCGAGCCACAUUGGUGGGAGGCGAGUGCUCUCACCACUGCACCACCCUUGCUCCCCAAGGUGUUAACGGUUUUCAGAGUCGGACAGUAAUAGUUUAAUUGUUUUGUAUAUAUCUACUCCGCUUUUAGUAGUAAAGGGUUAGUUGUAUUUCUUACAGUGCUGGUUCUUGUCUCAACAGGUGACAGCAGUGCGUAAUGGAGUCCAAUCCAUGCCGACAUUCUUCUUCUACAAAAACAGAAAGAAAGUGGAUGAAAUGACAGGUGCAGAUGCCAAAGGCUUAGAAGAUAAAAUCAAUCAGUGGAUUGGUGGUGCUGUGGACACUGUGGUAUAAGUUAAUUUUGUUAAUUGUUAGCUUAGCCAAUUGUGAUAAGGACACCUCUCUUCACAGAGGCAGCAUAACCAAUUGCUGUAGUGAGGUGCUGUAUUCAAACUCAGAGUUCAAAUCCCUAUCAGGUCACUUUCUUGACAUGGGUUUGGAAGCUCCGAGCUCAACUCUUCAGUCAACACCCAACUGAUUUGCCUCUGAUCAGUUGAAAUUCUUGCUUGUCAUUUUUAUUAAUUUAAAAUAUCUGCUUCUGUUCUUGUUUGUGCACCACAGUGUAAACUGUUGGGUUUCCAGUAAAUGUGUCACCCUCAUCAAGUCAAUUUCUUUUUUACCCCUGCUGUGUUAUGCACAUUAAUUUCUUACAAAAGAUGGAUAAUUGCAGCAUACAGUUGAAACUCUCCACAACGGCCACCUUUGGAACAGAAGAGAGUGGCUGUUUUGAGCGGUUUAAACAAGACUCAAUGUAUCGACUGUCCGCCAAAAAAAGCGGCCAUUAUAGAAAGGUGGCCAUUGUGGAGAGGUGGCCGUUAGUGGAGGUUCGACUGUAUUUCACCCUUUAAGUCCCAAUAGUGACCAAGAUCAAAUUUCUCCAAACAUUAUCCAUACACUGUCAAGAGAUAAGUUAUGAGAAUUAAUAACAUGAUCACAUAAGAGAAAAUGCCUUGAUCUAUUACCAAAUUCUCUGCACUCAUUCUUUAAGGAAAUGUAUAGAGAUCAGGUUGGAGAAUUUGUAUGUUGAUAUUGGGUCUUAAAGGGUUAACAACGCUAUACUAGAAUACAGCUACAGGGCUUUCACUUAGAUUUCAAGCUGUAAAAUGUAAUAAGUAGGUGGGGCAGUGAACAGAUAGGAAUUUUUUUUGUUUCUACUUUUCUUGUUAUUCCUAUGAAAGUUGCCUGGGAUCAUACUCAUAAUAGCCAUGGGAAAUCCUUGGCUUCUGACCCUUAGUGGCGGUCACCCAGCUACAGUACAGUAUCACUACCAGUUGGUAAAAGCCUUUGGUGCUUUGUUCCCACGGGGAUGGUUUAACCCCAGGAGUCACUGGAUGCAUUUACAGGCGACUCUCUCUUAACUGACACCUCUAUAAGAUGGACACCUCUUUAAAAUGGACACUUAGAGUUGGUCCCUUCCUUUCUUUACUCCCUUUAUUUGACUCUUUAUAAGACGGACACCUCUCUAAGACGGACACUUAGUGCCGGUCCCAAAGGUGUCCAUCUUAGAGAGAGUUGACUGUAUUACUGUAUCUUCAAAUUAAUUCUAUUGUUUUCCCUCUUGACAGAGUGUGGAUCCCAAAAGAGUUGCAGUGGGGCGUGGAUGGGACUGUUUUGAGCAGUUAGUAGACAAUCCUUCAGACGUUUUUAUGGAUGCAUCAGGUCUUCUCCUCAAGUUUGCUUCUAAUAUUAUCAACAAUCCAGACAACCCUAAGUAUCGAUCAAUACGAGUAGGCAACAAAAUCUUUCAGUCGCGACUUCUGCCGGUGAAUGGGGCAGUUGAAUGUCUCUUUGCUAUAGGAUUUCAAGAGGUAUUCUCUUCACCUUUUUAUGUAGCAAAGUUAAAAUAUUGCCUUUAUUUACCUAGGCCGCAAAACAGCCUGUAUUUUUGCCUAGGUCAAGAAUGUGCAUUCAAUAGGCCAUUUCCCAGUUCCCCCCGGGGCCUCUGUAUAAAAACGAGGUUAAGUGCUCAGCCUUUCAUAUGGAAAUGGUUUUUCAUUCUCAUGCAAAUAAAACUCAUCUUCACAAGAAAGGUUGUGCACUUGGCCUCAUUUUGGAAGGGAGGGUUUUUGGAACUCAGAAGUGGCCUAUUCAGCCACUGUCUGCAAGUGAGGAAAGUUGGCAGUAUUUCUUUCUUUUUCUCUUCUUUUCUUUAACACUUCAGCGAGGUGACCAACUGGUCUGUCCACCUGGAGAAUCAUUAGAGAACAUGUUGAUACUCCAAGAUACAUUAAAUGAUGAAAGAAGCCAUCGCAGUGACUCUCAAGUAUCUAGCCCAUCACCACAGGGUAACAAGUCUUCAGGAUGUUCACCACCUAAUAUGGGAUGUGCACAGCCUUCCAUUAUUCCUAAUCCAACCGCAAGUUCCUCGGUAGGUAAAAGAACUUCUUUAAUUAUUGAUGCUGUCUCUCAGAAUGUUUUCCAUAAAGGAGUAUCUCCACUUAAUCUUGUUUCCCUAAGCAUAAGAGCUAAAAUACCAUUUUCAGCCAUGAGAGAGGAAUGGGAACAAGGUUACCCCUUUUUACCCCUAAUAAAGGCCAGUGUAAAAAGUUACAAAGUUCGAAAUAUCUUUUUGUGAAAUCCUAAGAAAUAUAUACCAUGCUAGGGUUCUGCCAAAGAGACUUCAUUUGAGGUUUUUGUCUGCAGAUUUUAAUUUUAAAGAGAUUGGGAUCACGCUGUAACUUGGUCCUUUUGUUCAAGGGUCAACCAUUUGAAUUCAGAUUGAGACAGUUCGCUAAGAUUUUGCCUGUUUGUUCUGUUUUGGUUUUAAUUUCUAGGACAAUGAAAGGGACUUCCUUCUUAGACUACAAAGCUCACUGCAGCAUGUGCUUCUGUAUGAAGACCCAGAAUUACAACAGCGGACACGUGAAUUUAUCCCUCUAGCUGAGUUGAGGAAAAGAGCAAAAGAGGCUAGUGACAGAACAAAAGAGGGAGGAGGGAGUGGCGUGGAUGAGCAGGAUUGUCUUAUUUUAGAACUUCUGUCUUGGUUUAAAGGUAUUAACAAUCCACUUGGCACAGAUUUCAGGGGCUUGUACAGUCUAACCUUCUGUUAGGAAGCAGGUUUAAGGGUCCAUCCACACUAGGUGUCUGCUCAAGGGAGGGUUAGAAGCAUUAGUUCUAGAAUCACUACUAGAAGACAGGAAAACAAUAUUCAGACUACAACUUUACACGGCUUGGAGUAGCGGAUGAUGUAGAAGUUGUGUUGUCCUGGCCAGUGGUGGGGGUGAAGGAGGGGAUUGGGGGGGGUGUAAGCAGCACUGUCCUUAUUAGAGUUCUUGGUACGUACUUUUUGGUGAAUCAAUUUUCAUUUGAACAAAGUGAAUUAUGUUUUAGUACUUGCUCCAGUCUAAUCAAAAUAGUCCUAUGUGAUGUUUUAAAAGGUGACUAAAAACUGUUACCAUAAUUCAUCUCAUUAAUUUUGAUUUAACUCAUUUCAGCUGAAUUUUUCAAGUGGGUGGACAAGCCAUCUUGCCCGUCCUGUGGUUCGCUGACAUUUCCUAUUGGUGUUAUUCCACCGACACCCGAGGAGGCCAGGUGGGGCGCUGGAAAUGUGGAAAGUUAUAAAUGUCAAACCUGCAUGAGGACAAUAAGGUUCCCACGAUAUAAUCAUCCUGCUAAACUGUUAGGUAAGGAAGAGAAUUCAUGGUCUAUAACCCUUGGUGUUAGCCUGCGAACACAGACAUAUUCUGGUCAUCAUUUCUCUCCACCCGGAAAGUUUUCGCGUGAAGUGAAGGAACUACCGGAAAUACGUCUGCGUUUGUAGGCUACCUUGGCCCUGCAAUGUAAAUUCUCCUUAUAACAUCACUUGUUUAUCAAUCAUAAUGGUCAUGAGAAUAUAGGAACUGAUCCUUCAAUUCAAAACAUUGCGUGGUGUAAAAGUUCCUUUUUAGUGCUGUGUUAUAUUGUGUAUGGAAUAAGAGUGUGGAGAAGGUUGAAAGUCGUUAACCAGGGCCCACCAUUUUGACUGAUAAAUGUCGGAGCUCUUAGUCUGAAUGCUGAGCUGAAUGGCUAUUCACGGCAGACGAGGCAAUCAUAAAUGAAUAUACAUAGCCAUUACUUAACGACAGCUUCGUCUAUGUGCAUUUUACUUCACUGCCAAUUGGUUGAGAAAGUGGUGAGAGCUUUUUUUAGCCAAUCACAACAAACUCAAACAAUCAGAGGUGAAAAUGACUGCAUUUACUUAACGCAAAGGGCGAGAGAAAUCGUGCGAGGAGGCUACCAUUGGAUUUUGCCUUACUUAGAUCUGAUUGGUCGGUAAGGUAGUACAAGAUUUUUUAACUGAUUGUAAAGCACAACUGGAGAAGCAAAGCAAUCACAGAUUUUAUGCACAUUAAAAUGAUCUUUGUGCUGAACAAGGAUUGUUAACCCUUCAAGCAUCUGAUCAACAGGGUUGUCUGAAAGUUUUGAAGUAGACGGCUGAGUUGUUAAACUAAGCGGCUAGUCCAGGGAUAUUUUAUUUAAAAAACGCUAUCCGUGAAGAAAUGCCAAGCAGAGUAGCCGGCCGAUACUUACCAAGUAGGCGGCGAUUUUCGCCGGCAGCUGGCUACUUUUGACAACCCUGGAUCAAUAUCCACAUACAAAUUCUCCAGGCUAUUCUUCAUAUACAUUUCCUUAGAAAAUAAGUUGAGAUAAAUUACCAAAAAUCAAAGCCUUUCUCCUUUCAUGAUCAUUUGAUCAAUUCUCGCAACCUUUUCUUUUGAUGACGUAAGGUUAUAAGUAGGAGAAAGUUGAUGUUGGUCACUCUUUUCCGCAGAAACCCGCAAAGGAAGGUGUGGUGAAUGGGCUAACUGUUUCACACUUUGUUGUCGAGCUGUUGGGUUUGAGUCACGUCAUGUGUUAGACUGGACUGAUCACGUGUGGACUGAAGUGUACUCCGAGGCGCAGAAGAGAUGGCUUCAUUGUGAUUCUUGUGAGAACACGUGCGAUAAACCACUUCUUUAUGAGGCUGGCUGGGGGAAGAAACUUUCUUACAUCGUCGCAUUUUCACAUGAACAGGUCAGUGAACUGUAUAACCCCCCUGAAGAAUGCCGAAAUUGAAAAUUCGAGAAAAAUUUCAAAUUUCGCUUUGUUAAAUACUGAAAAAACAGGUGACCGUGCGGAAGCACGGCCCACUAGGUUUCGUUUGACUGUUCACACCACCGUGACGGGAUUUUGUUCACGGACACAAAAGUUACAACGAUAAGAUAAGAGAGAAAGCCUUCCCGCAGAAAAAAGCUGGCUCAACCGUUAAAAAGCAUUAAACAUUCCUGAAAUAAAAAAAAAUGCCGAAAAAAAAAAAUUGUUAUACCGUGCGAACGCAUUGUCCCAAAAGGUUUCGUUUGAAUAGAGGUUAGUCUGAAAAGGAAAUGUGGUCUGCAUUGGUUGGGGCCACAUCAAAAGAUUCCACAAGAAUAAUUGUUCGAUGUCAAGGAUGAAUGUUGUACCGUAUUAUACUCCAUGUGCAUCCAUCUCAUUGAUGUGCGUUAUAAACUACAGUGUUUAUCGUAGCCUGUUCCCGGCUCUCAGAUAGUGGGGGAGACGCGAAAGUGAAAAGCACGCGUAAAGUUGGCGGGGCGAGAAAAAGAGGCGGGAGAAAGGAAGAAGGAAGGAAUCGCCGGCGCUUUCUCAAUUCAGCGGACCCGACUAUCUCGCAGUCGGCCGGAAACAGGCUAUGUUUAUCCAAAGUACCGACGUUUUUGCCAGUCAAACCCACCAAGUGAGUUGGCCAAAACCUUUUAGAAUUCCAUCCAUAGAUUCCAUAGUUGGGAUCUCACAAUAACUCGGUAUAACAGUAAAACGUUUAUCGUGGUUGCUUGAGGUUUCGGACAGUAUCCCUUAUUUGCUUUGUGUUUAUCAGGUGCUGGAUGUGACGUGGCGUUACUCUGCUAAACACGAUGAAGUGCGCAAGGCAAGAACACUCGUGUCUGAAAAAUGGUUAAGUGAAACAAUUUCCAAUCUAACAGAAGAGGUGAGGAAAUGGUAUCAGGUCGAUUCGCCCGAUGGGAGUUCGCCCAGACUAAGGCGAUUCGCCCGAUGUGUAUUUUUUGUUCUUUAAGCCUGAGGAAUAAGCAUGGAAAGACAGUGACUGCACAUGUGAAAUCCAAGGUUAACUAAAAUAACAUCUCUGAGAAGUAGGUUCACCAUCGGGCGAAUCGACUUAUGUCUUUGCGAACGCCUUCGGGCGAAUCGACUUUCCGGCGAAACGACCGCAAUUCGAGGAAAUGACUCUUGUCGAACGCACGCCGUUGUUAUUAAAGGGUGCAAAAUGUUAAUUUGUUUCAUUCUCUUCUUUUUCCACUUUUCAAGACUGUCUAAGGUUGGGCACGAUGGAUACUAUUGAGUAUUAGAAAUACACAGAAAGAUUUUACUACCAUGCAAAAUAUUCUACCAAGUCGGGGAUGUAGAUGCUAUUUAAGCAAUAGACCGGCCAUUCUAUUGGCUCGAGCGUUCUCUCCUAAGCAGAGCCCUAUUUGUGUCGUCGGGGGAUGGGGAGAGGAAAAGGUGCGCGGGGGCAAUGGGAAAGAACACCGAGCGCGUACCGGUUUUAAUCGUUUUGUUUUUAUUGGAGUACUCAGCUGGAGGCUCUGUGGAGAAGAGAGGUUUAACGCGUUAUAAACAUGGGUGGGUGGCUGGAAGAACUCGAUGAAUGGGGAGUUUUGGGGGUGUUAUCUGUGGUUUACAGUUCACUUAAUUUUUAUAAGCUAGCUUGCCUCUCGCUGUUUUUCGUUUGAUCUAUCUUAUAGCCUUUUUGAAUAAACUGGAUCUAGCUUGUAGUCGUCGAGGUCAUGCAAGGUAAACUAAUACCAUUUACCGUAAAAUGGCCGAUAUUAGCGCCGACUGCUCAUUCCUGUUUGAUUCCUGUCCGGGUCAGAUCUGGUCUGUUAUACUCCUGUGUCUCUCGCAUCUAAAUCUUGAUUCAAAUUGUCUUUAGCGCCAAAGAAACUUAAGUGAAGAACGGAAGAAGGUCUUAAUGGAACGCCAAGUAAAGGAAAUUGUAGAAUUUUUUACCAUCAAAUCUGUCCGCGAUGGUGAGCUUCAGGGGAGAGUCUCGGGUGAUUUGGCCUGGAGGCUGCUUCGAGGAGAAACAAAAGUACAAGAAGAUGAAUAUAAGGUUAGUGAAGUUUGAGAAAUACGCGAACGGUUGGAUUUUAUCUACUCAGUUGAUAACGUGAAUUUAAGUUAUUACUCGUCGUAAAAGGUUGAAAAGCCGACGUUUUGAGCUGAGCGCACGAGAAGUCAUCUUUUAAAUCGUUUUACGGUGGUAGAGCAAAUUGACUUUACGAACUCAGUUGAUGCCCCCCCCCCCCCCCCCUCCCCUCUUCCACUGACGCAGCCCUUCCAGUUCCUCAAUUUCUUCAGAAGGCCUUCAUUUCGCCUUCAUUGAGAAGAAGCUAAAGUAAUGGAGUUCCUGCCACGGCCUGGACGUUAUGAAUAGAAUACAACGAGUUUGAGAUUUUUUUAAACUGUUGGAGUAUGACGUUAUCGAGUUAGAGUUUCCAAAAAAAUGAAUACAUUGGCGAGAGAAACGCCAAAUUGCCUCUGUAAAAUCGCUAAAUGCAUUGAAAUGCAACUAAAAAUAGUCAAUGAUUUCUUGACAGAAAUAUAUAUUUCAUGUCCAGUGGACUUUAAAGUUAUUUUCAUUUGUUGAAAUAAAUGAAAUAAACAAAGAAAUAAAUAAAGACCCUAGCAUGGUUCCAGGUGAUAGCAACUGUGGGCUUGGUCUCCAAGCCUCAAAUCCAAGCUCAAGUAUAAGCCACUCUGUUCUAUGUCUUUAUUUAGCUGAGUAACAUAUUCGUUUGUCUUCGUUUUCGUUGUAGCACGAACCUUACAUUUACAAACCUACUGACGAGGAAAUCAAGGAAAAAAGGUGUGUUUUUUUAAUGCUUUGACUAUUUGACGAUUUUCUAUUAGUUAUGAAUGCAUUAUUUUCGCGUUAUCAUUUCUGCGCGUGAAUUCCUUGCGUGCGCAUCGUAAAACGCUGGGAUUAACUAUACACAGUCACAACCGCGUCUAACUGCCUUAAAGCCUCUGAAAAAUAAUUUUUGAAAAGGUGUCUUGAUAGACCAUUUCGAAAAGUACCAUAAUAUUUCUGAAAUUGCCGUUUGGGUAGCGCUUAAUGUGAAUCUUACUUCUCCAUAUCUUUUGUGGACGAUCUGCACGUGAUGUGCACGUGCAAUUCGUCAGUUUGCAUCUAAAAAAUUAUUUCAUUACAUGUCUUGUAGAUUGCGAUUUUGCUACAACUGUGUUAUAAACAAGUAUCUCAGAGGCUUUGAUAGAAAGCUAGACAUAUCCGACUGGCAAUCAAGAGUUGCUUCAUAUAGCUCUAUGAUGCGUAAAGUUGAGCGCGAUUGGAAAAUGGUAAGUUCUACAACGCUGAAUUACUCUGUACAAAACGACACUUCAUCUUUAACCCGACAACUUAACAAAGUUGUUACGGUAAACACCCUAGCCUGCGAGCAAUCUAUCCAUUUCUGGUGAGCGAAACGAGACGCGUAAAAACGCACGAGUGAGUGGCGAAGCCGAGACUUCGGGUCUUCUUUCGCGUGCCGCUCACGCGUGACUUCUCGCGACUUUCCCAUUUUGACAGCUUGCUUGCUUGCUUGAAAGGCCUCAAAACGGUUUUUGCAGAUAAUAAAGGACAAUCGGGUCCUUUGUCAUUUGUCAGUAAAAUUCUAGGUAAAUGUCAUUAUAACUGUCAGUUAACCUCUUCCAGAUCCUCUUAUGAGAACCUGAUAUAUAAGAACCUCACUUCAUUCUACCAUUCUUGUUCGUGUUCCCGAAAAACGGGAGAUCUUGUAUUCGCGAGUUUUUACUUAAGUAAAUUCAAUGUAAAAACAAAAUACUACUGUGAAGGGUCUGAACCCAGCAGUCAUUUAAUAAGUAGGUUGAGUAUGAUCGUCGACAAUGACAGUCCUAUUCAGUCCUACGUUCACCCGGACGAUCAUACUCAACCUGCUUAUGUUAUGGACUACUAUUGUCUACUGACAUCCUCGGUUUUGCAUGGUGUGGUUCGUGUAGAGACUUUUGGCGGGAAACGGUUCUGUUGGUUAAUGCCAUGUGAUUUCAAGAACGCGAGCUUUUAGGAAAAGCUUGCAGCUCUGUAACUGGAAACAGUUCAGCUUAAGAGACCCAGAUUCGUUGCUAGGGUCCUCGUGUUCCCAUCCCGGAGGCGAGGCUGUAAUACACCAUGUUAGCCUGUGAACAGGCCUUUAGUCGAGCGGCGCUAUUUUUCCCCAAACAGAGAGCCUGUUCACAGGCUAACACCAUGUAUGUUUUCAAGUACCCGUAUUUACCCGUGUAUAAUGCGCACUUUUUUUACGACAUUUGAGGCUGAAAAAUUACGCUGCGCAUUAUACACGGAACCUUUUGUUUCCGAAGCGCUACUCAUUUGCAUAAACAAAAGAAACAAUAGCAGAUGGCUGUUUCCAGGACUGUUGUUAUGACAAGAAUAUAAACUACCUAUCACAGCUGUUUAAUUACAAUCAAUAAACAACAAUCGGUAUUUAAAGACAAUGUUGUCAAGUAUCUUUAUUUCAAUCACUGUUAACUUACGUGAUCGAUUAUGGCGACGAAGCGACAAAGUUAUACAACAUCAGAAAAGUUAAAGAUUAUACAGUUUGCAGAAGAACACGGAAAUCGAGCAGCCCAGAGAGAGUUUGGAAUUGCAGAAAGUAACGUUCGUUUGUGGCGCAAGUCCAAAGAAGAAUAUUUUGUUGUAUUUUGCGCUGAAAAUGUUUCGGUUUGUGCCCUCUUAUGACAAUACGAAUUGCAAUUUUUUUCUAGAAAGUGUCUUGAAAAAUAGGGUGCGCAUUAUAUACGGGUGCGCAUUAUACACGGGUAAAUACGGUAUAUAUAGCAGCACAAAGCCCCUGUAAUUCUUAUGAACUGUUAUUUUCAGACAUAUUUAUCGAGGACAGAAUCUGCUUCAACAGGCUCAAUAACAUGGCAGGUAGAUUUAAGUUCUUGCAAUUUAGUGAUUGACAGCGUUACCAUAGUAGCAACAAGCACCACGUUUCAGACAGGUAGAGUGGACUGGGUGCUAAGUGGAGAUGACGAGAGCCAACGGGAGAAACUUUCUGGAGGUAGGUCGUUUUAUUUUCCACUGCAUUUGUUAAAUCGUGGUAACUGUUUUUAAAUUUAAAUACAAGUGUUAGUGAACGGCAAAACGCUUGUGUGUAACAAACGUGACAGGCCUAUUAUUUGCAUGUUUCGUCGUGAUCUUUACCUAACAUCACUGCUUUCUGGUCUUUUACAAAAAGAUCUGUUUAAAGGAGGGUGAAGUUUGGCGGAAAGGUUUUUUAACCAAAUUAUUGUCACUCUUGUCACACAAGGUUUGUCGUCUUCUUUCCUCCGCCCUCCUUUUGCGUAAGUUCACUAUUAAUUUUAUAUUUUUCGUUUAUUCUCUUCUUACAGGACAAGAAUCAACCAUUUCCUCAGCUCUGAGUGGCUCGAAGACCCUGAAACUCACAGCUACCAUUAGUGGCGGGAAAGGAGACGUUGCUUGGCAACACGCGCAGCUGUUUCGUCAGUCCUUUGAUAGCCAGAGUGAAUACCCACUUGACAUUGCGGUCUUUUUUCGAGAGUCUGAUCGUGACACUCAUCUUUAGUUUGCUUGACACACAGAGAAUUUAUUAACCACAUGUUCCAUCUUUAGGUUACGUUACAUAGAACUUCUAGCAAUGUUAGCAAUAACAACCCUUCCUUUGUGUCGUCACGCAACGCUCCAUCCCAGAGCGUUGCGUGACGACACAAAGAACGAUCAUGUAGCAGAGUAGCGGGUCCUAAGUUGCCAAAAUUGUGCAUGCAGUUGUGCAGACGGACACCGUGGGACCGGAACUACGUGGACGUCUUUGAGAGGUGUCUUCGCAAUAGAGAGUAAAUAGAGAAUGGCAAGAACCAACUCUUCCGGUGGAGGACUGCCAUACGAAAAAGAGGGGGAUACCCGUCGGAAAAUUAGAAUUGAGCUCUUUAAUAGAGUCCAAUCUGGGUGUGGCUUUAUUCGAACCCUAAAGGUUUCUACUCCAACACAGUAUGACGACAUUCUUUGUUUGUUUGUUAAUUAUAUUAUUUAUAGAGAUUUCUUAACGUACAUCCCCAAGCGAUACCUUAAUAGGUAAAAAAAAAAUGGUUUUCGUCCUAGGACCUGUUUCUCGAAAGUCCCGGUAACUUUUCGGGGCCGUAAAGGUGUUUUAUGUUUGCCGUUUUGGCAUUCAAGCUCAAAGUUUCAAUAAUUUUGAAAAUGAAACAAGGACUAUCAGAUAACGCAGCAAAAUUGACGGGUUUGUGAGUUUGUGAACUAUGCUACUUUUCAACAGGUUUUGAUUUGAAAAUUUGCCUUCGGGCCCGAAAAGUUACCGUCUCGUUCAAGAAACAGGCCCUUCAGCACUUUAAGCGUGACCAAACUAUCUAAUAUUUCAAUUGUUGACCCUUGCGCGAAACGAGACGAAAAACGUCCCCGUCAUAUUCGUAUGGGAGUCCUCCCACGGGUGUGUCCGUUUAAGGGUGCAUUGGAUUGAUCGUAUUCCAGAAUAAGAAUACAGUCGACUCCCGAUAACUCGAACCCUCGCCAACUCGAACCUCGCGCUUACUCGAACCAAAAUCGAUUUCCUUUUGAUUUCCUUCAUACAUUGACUGUAAUUUUACCCUCUGUAGCUCAAACCAUGGUUUAGCGCGUUACAAUGCGAAAAAAAAAACGCAGUGAACCGCGGUCGAAAACAUUGAAUUUCUCUCAAAACAAUCGUGUUUUCUUUCUUUUUAAGCUUCUUUACUUUUCUCGAACUCUGUUUUCCAUUAUUAUAUAAAACAAAACGUGGACAGUAACAAGUGCCUCGAGGGAGUGUGCCUUGUUUUGCACUGUAUUUGCUCUGUAUAGAAUAAAGGAAUAGUCGAAAAAAGGUUGCCUAAGGCCACCUAGGAAAUAAAUAUUGUAGAAAUUAGAAGUCAAAAAAGCUAAUAUAGUAUUAGAGGAACGUUAUGUGGCUUUAAAAAACUUAUUGACAAAGUAAAAGGUAUAAAGUAAUUGAAGGGACCGGUUGGUAUAAGUAGUUGUUAAGGGUUUUUUCUCGUAGAACGAACCGAAAGAUAAGAGUAGAAAAGACUAAUAGCAACUAAGAGAACAUGUUAUAAAAAUCAGUAAAAAUUUAAAAAUGGUUUGCCGGUAAAAAAACCGGAGUUUUAAAGGGUAGAUGUCUCAGAAAAAAUAAAAUGAUUUUACAACCCCGU
This is a messenger RNA of Porites lobata, 16125 nucleotides long. The record is from the annotation of a GenBank genome assembly. Lineage: Eukaryota; Metazoa; Cnidaria; Anthozoa; Scleractinia; Poritidae.